CCGGUGAAGAUGUUGCGGUGUCCGAGUGCUGUGUUACUGUGUGCGCUGCUGCUCAGGGUGUCAGGGGAGCCCUGGGAAGAAGGGGCAGAUGACGACCCGCACAAGAAGAACCUCUACUCGGCCGAUAUGUUCGAUCAUGCAGUCAAGCAGGAGCCUCACUUCAUCAUGUUCUUCGCUCCCUGGUGCGGUCAUUGCCAGCGUCUGCAGUCCACUUGGAAUGAGCUGGGGGACAAGUACAACACUAUGCCAAAUACUCCAGCCUACAUUGCCAAGGUUGACUGUACUACUGAUAUGCCCACGUGCACUAACCAUGGCGUCAGAGGAUAUCCCACGCUGAAACUGUUUAAACCAGGCCAAGAAGCUGUGAAGUACCAGGGACCCAGGGACUUGCAGAGUUUGGAAAACUGGAUGCUGCAGACUCUAAAUGCUGAAGCAGAAAAACCUAAGGUUGAAGAAAAGGCUGAAGACCCUGCUAAAGUUCCAGAACUUAAACAAGGCCUGUAUGAACUUACUGGAGCCAAUUUUAAGGAGCAUGUCGCAGAAGGAUAUCAUUUCAUCAAAUUCUUUGCACCAUGGUGUGGACACUGUAAAUCUUUGGCUCCUGCAUGGGAACAACUCGCAGCAUCCUUCCAGGACUCUAAAAGUGUUAAAAUUGCCAAGGUUGACUGCACUCAACAUAAUGAGCUUUGCUCUGAAUACCAAGUGCGUGGAUAUCCUACUCUGCUGUGGUUCAGGAAUGGAGAAAAGGUUGAUCAGUAUAAAGGAAAGCGAGAUCUGGAUACUAUGAAAGAAUAUGCUGAAAGCCAAUUGAAGCCUGCUGAAGAAAAGAAAGAGGAGGAACAGAAGAAGGAGGCCACUCCACCUCAAGUACAGGAGACUGUGGAGUCCAAAGUCCUGUCUCUCAGCGAAAGCAACUUUGACCAGACUGUUGCUACAGGUGUCAGUUUUAUUAAAUUCUAUGCCCCCUGGUGCGGUCACUGUAAGAACCUAGCCCCAAUAUGGGAGGAUCUUGCCAAAAAAGAAUUUUCUGGUAUGAGUGAUGUUAAAAUUGCCAAGGUUGACUGCACAGCUGAGCGUUCUGUCUGCAGCAGAUUCUCAGUGCGUGGUUACCCAUCAUUGCUGCUUUUCCGUGCAGGGGAAAAAAUUGGUGAACAUGAAGGUGCUAGAGAUCUAGAAACACUACAGAACUAUGUCCUACGUCAUUCCAGGGAUGAACUUUAAACCCAUCCUGAACCCUAUGGGUUUGAGAUGCCUUACUGGGCAACAAAGUUACUGAAUUUUUUAUAUGCAGUAUGGGGUUUAAUAAAUGCGUUCAAUUGGGUGAUCUAUCCUUGUGUUUUACAACACAGAAAAACGGUAAAAAAAAGGCCAUUUUUAUACCUUGUUAGAGCUUUUAGGCAAAUAUCACAUCUGGCGUUUUCCCACCAGUGCAGAGAUGCCUAUAACUGCCCAUUUAAGGUAACACCGUAAGUAUACACAGGUUUGGGCUUGAAAAUGAACAAUUAAUUGAGAAAUUCACCAGAUGUGACAUUGGCCUUAAGCAAUAGUCAAGGAGAGUCCUCUACAAAAAUACCUCUCAGGAUUUAGUUUCAUACCACUAUAUAGGACAGUACCUCUCGAUGAGAACAGAGAUCCACAGGUAUUCUCUAAAACAAUUACAUUCCUUCCAACUGCACUUCUAGAUUUUUUUUUUUCUUAAUAUACUGUGGAUUUGGAAUAUGUUGAAGUGCCUUAUUUGGUGGAACGGAGUUUAAAAGGAGUUGUUUUUGCGGAUAACACGGAUCCUAGAAGACUAUACACUGCAAAAAAGAAGUCAUUUUCUAUUGUGUAUAUCAUCAAAUAACCCUUUUGUACCUGAUGGGAAAAAAUGUGACCAUGAAUCCUUACAAAACGUAUUUCUUUGGUCAUUUUGUAUUGUUCAGCAUCUCCAACAUUUUCUAGUUGGUAGUGCAACUGCAUCAAUAAAACAUCUGAGUGGA
Molecule: messenger RNA, 1979 nt
Organism: Xenopus laevis (African clawed frog)
Lineage: Eukaryota; Metazoa; Chordata; Amphibia; Anura; Pipidae
Gene: txndc5.L
Product: thioredoxin domain containing 5 L homeolog
Biological process (GO): protein folding; cell redox homeostasis
Cellular component (GO): endoplasmic reticulum; intracellular organelle lumen; endoplasmic reticulum lumen
Molecular function (GO): protein disulfide isomerase activity
Source: RefSeq, marked provisional